AUGUCGAAGGACCUAGCCGGCAUCCGACAAGCGUUGGAACGUGCGCGGAACUGUGAAGAUGGCACCGUGGACCCGCAAACGACCGCCAUCCUCGAAGCCGCCAUCACCGAACUAUGGACGCGCAUCCAAGCCGAUCCGGACAGCUAUGUGCUCAGCCGCGAUGAGUUCGCGCUCUUCAAUUACUUUCUCGAGCGCUACCGCGGCUCGACUGUCGCCCAGCGGGCUGUGGCGCGGUUUUGGAACAAUUACCAGGGCUCCCCCAACGCGGCGGCUAAGAAAUAG
Messenger RNA from Penicillium daleae, 282 nucleotides. RefSeq lists its product as uncharacterized. The transcript has a single exon. The coding region runs from base 1 to 282 and encodes 93 amino acids. The record is from RefSeq and is a predicted model, not a curated record. NCBI's taxonomy places the organism in Eukaryota, Fungi, Ascomycota, Eurotiomycetes, Eurotiales, Aspergillaceae.